GUGCCGCCCCUCUCCUCUAUGGUUUGGCGUGUAUCUCAGAUAGACAGUUGAGAGGUGAGGAGUGACAAGAAAACCGAGAGGAAGAGUGAGGGGAAGAAGGGAAUAAACCGAGCACAGGAGGAGGACUGUGGACAUGGAUGCCCUAGCACUAGAGGCCACCAGCACUAAAAAGCCGGUUAACGGGGCGGUGCUUGCCCCGUUGCCAGUCCCAGCACCGGUCAAACGUAAACCUGCUAAAAAAGCUAAAAAGGCUGUUGUUUUCUUUGAGGUGGAGAUACUGGAUGCCAAGACCAAGGACAAGCUCUGCUUCCUGGACAAGGUCGAGCCAAAUGCCACCAUCGGAGAGAUCAAGUCUAUGUUCCACAAGAGCCAUCCUCAGUGGUACCCAGCCAGACAGUCCAUUCGCCUCGACCCCAAGGGAAAGUCUCUGAAGGAUGAGGACGUUCUGCAGCAUCUCCCUGUGGGGACCACAGCAACAUUUUACUUCAGAGACCUGGGAGCGCAGAUCAGCUGGGUCACAGUCUUUCUGACUGAGUACACAGGUCCUCUGGUCAUCUAUCUGAUGUUCUACUUCAGAGUUCCCUUCAUCUACGCACCCAAAUAUGACUUUACCACCAGUAAACACUGGGUCGUACAUCUCGCCUGUAUGUGUCACUCUUUCCACUUCGUCAAGAGGCUGCUGGAGACGCUAUUUGUGCAUCGCUUCUCUCAUGGAACAAUGCCGUUACGCAACAUCUUCAAGAACUGUACCUACUACUGGGGCUUUGCAGCAUGGAUGGCUUAUUACAUCAACCAUCCGCUGUACACACCACCCAUCUACGGGGAGCAACAGAUCCGACUGGCCCUCAUCAUAUUCUUGUUCUGUCAGAUUGGCAACUUUUCCAUCCACAUUGCUCUACGGAACCUCCGUCCACCAGGCUCCAAGACCAGGAAGAUUCCCUAUCCAACCAAGAACCCCUUCACCUGGAUCUUCCUGCUGGUCUCCUGCCCCAACUACACCUAUGAGCUGGGCUCCUGGCUCGGCUUCACACUGAUGACCCAGUGCCUGCCCGUGGCCUUCUUCACCCUGGUUGGUUUCAUCCAGAUGACUGUGUGGGCCAAGGGGAAGCACCGCAGCUACCUGAAGGAGUUCCGCGACUACCCUCCUCUCCGCUCACCCAUCCUGCCCUUCAUCCUGUAGAGGAAUACUUGACCGCUCCCCUCGUCCGUUCAGCUCUCACCCCCACCCUUGUCUGAGAGGGUGCUCUACCCCGGAGCUUAGUAGACUGACUGACUGAAAGAAUCUAACCCUUUGUGCUUUUUUCCCCCGUCAACAAAAUCAUCUUCUGCUUCCUGCCUGUGAUCCCUGUAAUAUUGAGUGCACUACACUUGCUCUGUAUUUUUUAAUCGCCCACAAACCCAUUGUGAAGCAUCCAGAGCAGCUCCUCACCUUAACUCUACAAAGUGUACACUGAAUGACGCACUGUACAUAAAUACUGUGAGAUGUCCAACUACUCAUGUCAGCUGAUACUGUUGUGAGGCUGAAUCUGCAUCUGAAGCUUUAGUUUUUAUAUCCAUUCAUCUAAAUUUGAGAACAUGACAGCAUGUCAUUUUGUCUGAAGUAAUUUAUUAAAAAAAAAGGGUAAACCAAAAUGUCCUUGCCUUACUCCGUUAUGUAUUAGUGUCACACUGUGUAUUUGCAUCAAAGACUUUGCCAAUACCACUCCAGCCUGGGAAUACUGGAGCUUUUUUGUAGAAGGCUGUAUUACGCAGAGUUCAAAGCGUCACCAAUAGGCUCAAUUGGGGUUUAAAUGUGCAUCAGUCAUCUAAAUUUGGUCGCAACCAUGUUUUGAUAUUAAUAAGACUGAGUUGUAGAGCUUAAACAAUAUUGUUUAUUGUGAACGGCAGCACUUAUGUACAGAGAAGAAGAAGCAUCAGAGGAUGCACUGAUCAUGCAGCUUCAGCCUGAGCCUCGAUUCUCUUCUUCCUCAGCUGGAGCCUCCUCUCUCGUUCAUACUCCUUCAUACGCAUCACAUAGCUGGAGGCAGAAAAACACAGGGCCCACAGUCAGUGACAAGUUGGAUGUACCGCAUCUUAUCACAAGAUUAAAGUUUAACUGUUAAAUCUGAAAUUGAGGCUGUUAAAUGUACUAAAAUUCCAUCACAAAUUAACAGUGACUUCCUUUGAGAGACAAUAUUAUUGUCUAGCAAAGAAGGAAAAAAACAAGGUUUCUUGGGAUUUUGGAUUUAGUGUGGAGUCCUAAUUUUCAAAAAGGGAAACUAGCUACUAAGUUUACACAUAUGAAUCUUUGAGAUCUUUUUUUUAAACCAACAUAGAUGAGAAUUCUUAAAAAGUAGGGCUGGGCAAUGUGGAGAAAAUCAAAUAUCAAUAGUUUUGACCAAAUAGUUUUCCCACCUUGACAUAACGCAUAACCUCGCAUUUGGUUAAAUCAAUGAAGUGGGUCUGCUGAGAGCCUCAUAAUCUAGAUCAGAGUCCAUUCUACGAAAGACCGACUAAACCCAACCUUCCAAAUGUAUUCAUGUAAACACUUACUCCUGGUGUUCGCAGUAGUCCCAGUCGUGUCUCUCAUGCUUGCAGGCCAGGAAGUUGGGCCAGUUGUCCCUCUUGCACUUCAUGAGUUUCAGGAGGUAAUGUGCACAGUAGUCCCUCUGCUCCAAAGGCAGCUGGGCCAAGUUCAUCUGCUCCUGGGUAGCUACCAUCUCUGGCAAAGGGAUACACAUUUUCACAGUCAUCUUUCAAAUCAUCUUUCAAUCUAUCAAGUACUAAAUGAUUGGUUGUUAGUAGGGCUGUGUAUUGGCAAGCAUCUGGUGAUACAAUACUCAUCACAAUACAGGCGUUAAGAUUCAGUAUAGUGGGAUUUAUUGUGAUACUUGUGACUAUUUGUGACUUUUUUUUUUUUUUUUUAAAACCAAUGUUAAGAGCUAGUGGUUCUUCCUUAAUGACUCUGUCUGUUUCAUUGGUCUGCAUUAUUGGUGUUUAGGUCAGCAAGAAGUUGUUACGUUGGAGUGAAAGAGUCAUAACGACACUGAAGGAGCUAUUGUCAAGGGAUUAAAGACAACACAAAAUGA
Epinephelus fuscoguttatus (brown-marbled grouper) is the source of this 3068-nucleotide messenger RNA. It is a transcript of the gene tecrb, whose product is annotated as trans-2,3-enoyl-CoA reductase b. Gene Ontology annotation, molecular function: oxidoreductase activity, acting on the CH-CH group of donors. NCBI's taxonomy places the organism in Eukaryota, Metazoa, Chordata, Actinopteri, Perciformes, Serranidae. The coding region runs from base 134 to 1180 and encodes 348 amino acids. The transcript is spliced from 11 exons. The record is from RefSeq and is a predicted model, not a curated record. Gene Ontology annotation, biological process: very long-chain fatty acid biosynthetic process.